UAUCGAUACCUGAACGAUAGCGCGGGGUACUACAACGGAGGCGAGCUACCCACGAAGCAGAUCCUGCUGAGAAAUCGCGACCUCGUGCACAGAGAGAACAAGAAACUGGGCGUGCACACGAGUUUUAUUUAUUACGUGUUCAUGAAGAGAAUCGAAUGGAAGCCCUUCUACGCGAUUCACCUCUUCUAUAAUCAGCGGCGGGACAAUAUCGAUGAUGCGAUCGAUGAGUACACGGCCGAGAACAUCAAAACACUGAACACGACGUUCGGAGAGAUGGCGAGAUGGAUUUACUACGGAACCACGGACGUGAUACUCGAUGGUUGAUCGGCGCGGUCAGGCCAUCAGCGGUGAAUGCGCUCAUGUCUGUAUCGUGUCUGUAUUAUGUCUGUAUUGUGUCUGUAGUAUGUCUGUAUUAUGUCUGUAUUAUGUCUG
Priapulus caudatus is the source of this 432-nucleotide messenger RNA. RefSeq lists its product as uncharacterized. The record is from RefSeq and is a predicted model, not a curated record. Lineage: Eukaryota; Metazoa; Priapulida; Priapulimorpha; Priapulimorphida; Priapulidae.